AUGAAAACACAUUCAGUAAUAGAUGAGAAGUAUGAUAGGCAAGUAAGAUUAUUUGGUGAAGAAACACAAAAUAAACUAAAGAAAAUGAAAAUAGCAAUUUAUGGAAGUAGAAAUUUAAUCUCGGCUGAAAUAUUAAAGAAUAUUGUUUUACUUGGAGUGAAUACAAUAAUUGUUAGUAAUUCAAUUGUUGAAGAAACAAAAAGGUUAGUUUUUGAUAAUCUUUGUGAAAUAAAUGAAGAUCUUAAUAUUAUUGAAUCAUCUGAUGAAAAAAUUGAUUAUACAUUUGUAAUUGAAGAUCAACUAAUAAACAUUCCAGAAAUUGAUAACACUUGUUUUAUUUGUAGUAGAUGUAUUUCAUUUUAUUUUAAGAAGGUUGAUCAUGGAAUGUGUUGUAAAGUUAGUGUAAAAGAAGAACAUAAAUUUGUUUAUGAGUGUAUGUUAGGUGGAAUGGUAGUACAAGAGUUUGUUAAAAGAGUACAAGGACUUACCAACUCAAUUGAUUCAUUUAACUUAGAAAAUUUACUAAUUAAUUAA
Molecule: messenger RNA, 534 nt
Organism: Hepatospora eriocheir
Lineage: Eukaryota; Fungi; Microsporidia; Hepatosporidae
Source: the annotation of a GenBank genome assembly